This is a messenger RNA of Cooperia oncophora, 500 nucleotides long. NCBI's taxonomy places the organism in Eukaryota, Metazoa, Nematoda, Chromadorea, Rhabditida, Trichostrongylidae. The record is from the annotation of a GenBank genome assembly.
CAUGUUCCACUAGAGUUGUAAUUUUCCAGGUCAAUGAUGAAACUGUAGCACAUAUUGCACGAGGCAGUCCUCAUUUACAGUAUCUUUGCCUGUCAAAUUGUACACAAAUCACCGAUCGAUCAUUGAUCUCAUUAUCACAAGGCUGCAGAAUGUUAACAGCCUUUCCCACUGUAGUUAAUUACGGACGAUCACCAUUCAUUGCCUUGCACCACAACAAGGGAGAAAUUGGCAGGUAUGCUGUUUUGGAACUGGACAAUUGUCCGCAGAUAACUGACUCAGCACUUUCACAUAUGCGACAUGCAAAGGCAUUGAAACGAAUCGACUUGUAUGAUUGCCAGAAUGUUUCGAAGGAAGCCAUCCAAAGAUUCAAGCAUCAUCGACCACAUGUGGAAAUCCAUGCUUAUUUUGCCCCAGCCACACCUCCAGCUAAUCCGGCUACAGCCCGAGCAGGUAUUAGUGUUUUCCGCGUUCUCUUUCCAAUAUCUUGCUGGUUUCAGUAG